Molecule: messenger RNA, 474 nt
Organism: Lentinula edodes (shiitake mushroom)
Lineage: Eukaryota; Fungi; Basidiomycota; Agaricomycetes; Agaricales; Omphalotaceae
Exons: 3
Coding region: 1-474 (157 amino acids)
Source: RefSeq, a predicted model, not a curated record
AUGUACUAUCCUAGACCGCUGGACUCUAACAACCAAAUUCCGAGUGAUGCCAAAUCAUGCGCACAACAUAAAGGCUUCAAACGGGAAUUGGAUGCGAUUCACGGAGGCUUACACAAGUCUCCAAAGCAAGACGCCAUCGGGUAUGAAAUCUAUGGUUCCGCAGCUCGAAGAAGCUUCCUAUGUACUAUGUGUGAAGAGCCAACUGUUGCAAUGGUCUCUGGCUUGAUUAACGAUUAUGCGGUACUACAUAUGAAUGAUAUGGCGGCGAGAUGGGAAGGGAAGGUAAUGGGAAGAAGGGACAGGGAUAGGGGAUGGUUGGAGGAAGAUGGAGGUGAUAACAAGGAAAAGUCGGGAUUGAGAGGAAGAAUGAUAGGGGAUCCAGGGGAAGACAAUGUAUGUGGGGGGAGCAAAGGCGGGGGAGAAUUGAAGAGAGACGCGAUGGGGAUCUUGAGGGGGCGGAUGAUGACGAUGUGA